AUGUUGUUCGACAUGAAAUCCAUCGUCCUCUACGGUCUCAUGGCCAUCGCCCAUGCCUCCCCCCUCCCCGAGCUCAGCAAGCGCGCCAAACUCGGCGAUUUCCAGUGUCCCGACGGCACAACCCUGUCUGAGAAUGACAUCCGCGAGGCCCUGCACCAGUGCCGCAGACUCGACGACGGCUCCAUCGGCAAGUACCCAGCCUACUUUGGCAACCAGAGCAACAACCAAAAGGUGCUCACCAAUGUUGCCGAUGGUACCACUCUGCGCGAGUUCCCUAUUAUCGUGGGUGGAGUGUACACCGGCGGCGAACCUGGAGCGUACCGCGUGGUCACCGACUACAAAGACAACCGCGGCGACUUCCGCGGUGUGAUGCAGCAUACCGGCGCAACAGUCGGCGGCGCAUACACGGCCUGCACACGUGUCACGAACACCAAGCGCGAGCCUGGCAAAGACAAAGACGACAAGGACAAGCAUGACAAGGACAAGGGCGACAAGAAGGGUAGCAACGCGGAGCGCAGCGUCCAGGAGACCGAGAUCGCAGAGGAAUCCACCGGCCACGCUAUCAACGACCUGACCACCCGCUCCAAGAAGAAGAAGAUCGGCAGCGCUACCUGCGACGAUGGCGUCACGCUCUCCAGGGACGAUGUCGUCAAUGCUUUCCAGGAGUGCAAGAAGUGGAAUGACUAUGGCGUGGGCGGUUACCCGCACAAGUUUGGCAACAAGGUCGGUAAUGAUCAACAGGUCUUUGCGGGCGUCACCAAGGACCUGCGCGAGUAUCCUAUCAUUCAGGGUGGAACGUGGACUGGCGGCGAACCUGGCAAGUACCGUGUGGUCACCGACUACAGCGACAACUUUGUUGGAGUGAUGAUUGAGUAUGCUGGUGGUUCUUUCACUCGCUGCACUGUCAACAGUGAUUAG
Molecule: messenger RNA, 918 nt
Organism: Aspergillus thermomutatus
Lineage: Eukaryota; Fungi; Ascomycota; Eurotiomycetes; Eurotiales; Aspergillaceae
Product: putative extracellular guanyl-specific ribonuclease
Exons: 3
Coding region: 1-918 (305 amino acids)
Molecular function (GO): RNA nuclease activity; RNA binding
Source: RefSeq, a predicted model, not a curated record